Messenger RNA from Zychaea mexicana, 1005 nucleotides. RefSeq lists its product as uncharacterized. Bases 1 to 1005 code for a protein of 334 amino acids. Gene Ontology annotation, molecular function: mannosyltransferase activity. Gene Ontology annotation, cellular component: endoplasmic reticulum. The transcript is spliced from 8 exons. The record is from RefSeq and is a predicted model, not a curated record. NCBI's taxonomy places the organism in Eukaryota, Fungi, Mucoromycota, Mucoromycetes, Mucorales, Lichtheimiaceae.
AUGUCGUUUUCUGUGGUGAUGACGUAUGUUAUUUUGGCCCGAUCGGUUAUGUGGAUACUGCACCAGGAAGUCGUGUCACCACCAAUAGCCGAUUCCGUACAAGGCGGAUCCAAUCCGCUUGGUCAGUGCCCAAUGGAGCACCGCGCUCUUAUAUCCCUUCUGGGCACCUUUCAAAGCAUUAUUUGUCGCAUGUCAGCUUGUUUGGAUAAAGGGAGCGGCAUACUCAGGAAGCGGAUUUUUAAUAUGCUCAGAAAAAACACACCCGCUAUUCCGGCGUUGGCUAUUGCCCAUGUUAUUGCAACGUUGCGCCAGGCCCGGCUUGUUAUUGACUUGCAUAAUUUUGGCUCGGCAUGGAGAAUAAGGUUGUGUAGCUUGCGAAACGUUACGAGCAGUAGUUACGGGCACAGCACGUUUGCACAAUUGUCAAUCGGCCAGCCUAUUUACUUUACGCGACUGUCGGAUGACAGAAUACACGAGACAAAGCAAACAUUCAACGCGUCUGAUUUUCUUGGAAUUGACGCCGCUGCUAGCACGAGCAGCAGCAGUAACAGCAACAAAUCUGAGGACUUCAUAUCAUACUCCUUUAUCUCGGCAGUCAAGACCCGGGACGAAGACAUUCGACUUGCCGUAUCCGCCAGAUCAUGGACCGAAGACGAAGAUUUCACUCGAGCCAUUGAAACGUACGAAGUGUACGCAAAGGAAAAUACAUGUCCAACGCUACUGUUUUCUGGCUCGAAAACGGCCAAUUAUCCCCUUCUUGCUGCUCUGACCUUGGAAUAUCGCUUCAAUAUGAGCACAAGCGGAAUGGACCUGCCAAUGAAAGUCGAGAAUAUGUUUGGGUGUGGCGUACCAGUGUGUACCGCAGCAUUUAAAUGCUUGGACGAACUGGUUGUCCAUGGAGAGAGUGGUCUGACUUUCUCGAACAGCGUAGAAUUGGCGGAGCAAGAUCUAUUCAUGCGUGAACCUGACAACCUCGAGCGGUUGCGUAGCAAUGUCAUUGAGUGA